UUUUGUUCUUUUUCCAUCGGCCACUAAAGAUCUCUUUACGCUGCUCCACAAAUUCCACCAAUGUAUACCUCCCUCUCUCUCUCUCUCUCUCUCUCUCGGAAUCGACGGGCUUCCCCAAGCACACAAGAGUAGAGAGCUCUUGGGCCUCUUGUUUUCUGGUUCUAGAAUGAAGAAAAGUCCCUCUCUUGGAUUCGAUGGUUUCCCAAGCAUAGAAGAGCAGAGUGUUCUUGGGUCUCUCGUUUUCUGGUUCUAGAAACGAAAAAGGUCUCUCUCAUGGAAUAAGGGGCUUCCCAAGUGCAGAAAAGUAGAGUGCUUGCUCUGGUUUUUUGGGUUUAGAAAAGUGCAAAAGAGUAGAGUGCUUGCUCUGGUUUUUUGGGUUUAUAAAGGUAAAAAGGUGAUCUCAAAUGUCAUCUUCUUUUGUGGUAGGGUAUGAAAUUAGGUGUGGAAGACCAACUUUAUGGCAAUGUAUGAAAUUAGGUGCGGAUGACCAAGUUUGUCUCUCUGUUUUUUAAACUCUCUGUUGUUCUGCAUCAGCUUGGUCUCACUCAUUUGUGGGUAGCAAAGAUAGAUGAAUCUCAUCCUUUCAUUGCACCUUUGGGAAGCAAGAAAUGGAGUGAGGAGGAAAACCCGAUCUUCAACUAUAAGUGUACUCUUAUGCCUGUAGAUGGCACCGUUGCAUUUCUGCUCUUACAUGGCUUGUAGGUGCGAGCAGCAGCAGCAGCACGGAGGUGAGUCCCGUGGGCUACUGGAAUAAACUGUUGCCCAGAACCCCCAUUCCCACGUCUCUCCAUGCCUUCUUGCCAAAAGACAUGGAUGAUCCUUCCCAGAGGAAGUACUUUGGUAUCUUGCGUAGUCGUGGAUGUACUGGUGGUGAUUACGAUGCGUACAAACGUGGAACAACACUAGAUCAGCUAGAGGGAAACAGUGAGACCAAUUUUUUCUUCUUGAAAAACAACUUAAAGCCAGGCAGCAAGACCAAAAAGCUGGACUUUGUGAAGAAGGUGCAUUUGACCAGCGGCUGGCCAACCCUGCUGCCUCGCAGAGAAGCACAGGGCUUCCCCUUCUCCUCUUCCAAGCUUGCUGACAUCCUGAUACGCUUCUCCCUGGAUCCCAACUCAGCCGAUGCAUCGAUAAUGAAGCACACGCUCGAGGAUUGCGAGAUGGAAGCGAAUAAGGGCGAGACUAGAUACUGCGCUACAUCCUUGGAAUCCAUGGUCGACUUUGCGGUGUCACAGCUCAAAACAAAUGAUCUUCAGUUGCUAACCUACUCAUUUGUGAACAAGGAAGAAAGAGAGCCCAAAAGCAGAGUGUACACAGUUCAACCUGGUGUGGUUGAACUGCGCUCCUCACAAGCAGUGGUGUGCCACAUUCAGUCAUAUCCCUAUGCAGUGUUUCACUGCCACAUGACCAUCAACACCAAAUCUUACAUUGUUCCAUUGGUUGCUGAGGAAGAUGGCAUCAGAGUGAGUGCAGGGGCAGUGUGCCACACCGACACCUCUUCGUGGAACCCGAACCAUGCCUCUAUGCUGGUACUAGGAACCAAGCCAGGAACUCCUGCUUGCCACUUCCUUUCUCAUGGUCACUUUGCGUUUGUUCCCAACUCUGCUUCUUAAGAUAUCCCCAUGCAGGUGGCAUAAUCCCCUUUGUUUUUUUGCUGCCAAUAAGCUUUCUUUGCGCCUAGUGUGUGUGUGUGUGUGUGUGUGUGUGUGUGCGUGCAAUGAUGAGCCUAGUAUCUGGAUUGUACUGCCGUAUCUUUAAUUUCCUGUUGUAUGUGUAUGUCCUCAAGUUUCGGUUUAGCUAAGAUGUAAAUCUGAAGGAAGAUGCUCGAGCAUGGGGGUAGUUUAAUUGCGAUAAGUCCUGCUUGCUUGUAGUUAAUACCAGCCUUUUUCUUUUUCC
Messenger RNA from Nymphaea colorata (pocket water lily), 1896 nucleotides. Its product is annotated as BURP domain-containing protein 5-like. The coding region runs from base 810 to 1613 and encodes 267 amino acids. The record is from RefSeq and is a predicted model, not a curated record. NCBI's taxonomy places the organism in Eukaryota, Viridiplantae, Streptophyta, Magnoliopsida, Nymphaeales, Nymphaeaceae. The transcript has 3 exons.